Molecule: messenger RNA, 907 nt
Organism: Rhododendron vialii
Lineage: Eukaryota; Viridiplantae; Streptophyta; Magnoliopsida; Ericales; Ericaceae
Product: expansin-B18-like
Exons: 4
Coding region: 1-837 (278 amino acids)
Biological process (GO): sexual reproduction
Cellular component (GO): extracellular region
Source: RefSeq, a predicted model, not a curated record
AUGGCUACUAAUAAUGCAUAUCACUUGCCACACCUCUUUGUCUCGUGUUUACUGACUUUAUUUUGCUUCUGUGAGUUCUGCUUCUGUUUCCACCCCAAACAAGUUAUGAAUUUGUCAACUGCGGCUGACGAAUGGUCACUGGCUGGUGCAACUUGGUACGGCAGUCCUGAUGGAGCUGAAAGUGAUGGAGGAGCUUGUGGAUAUGGAGAUGCAGUGUUAAAGCCACCUUUCAAUUCCAUGAUUACAGCUAUUAGCCCAUCUCUCUACAAAUCCGGCAAAGGAUGUGGAGUUUGUUACCAGGUGAAAUGUACGACGAACCCGUCGUGUUCGGGCAAUCCGGUGAGGGUGGUGGUAACAGAUCUUUGCCCCGGAGGCCCCUGCGUGCCCGAGUCGAUACAUUUUGAUCUAAGCGGGACUGCAUUUGGUGCCUUGGCAAAGCCUGGUGAAGAAGACAAGCUCCGUGGUGCUGGAGUCCUGCAAAUUGAUCACGCACGUGUUCCAUGCGAUUACGCAGGAACUACCAUAGCCUUCCGGGUCGACCCGGGGUCGAACCCUUGCUACUUCGCGGUAGCACCUCAAUUCGAAGAGGGGGAUGGUGAUCUUGCUAGUGUUGAUCUAAAGGAAGCUACGUCAGCUACUGCUGGACCAGAUGAAUGGAAACCCAUGCAGCAAUCUUGGGGUGCUGUUUGGAAGCUCGAAUCCGGGUCGGCAUUACAAGCUCCGUUUUCUAUCCGGUUGACCUCCGGUAACACCGGCAGGAUCCUCGUGGCAAACGACGUGAUACCAGCUGGUUGGCAGCCUGGUGCUAUUUAUCCAUCCUUGGUUAACUACCUCUGAUUUGGGAUUCGGAUGCUGAUCGAAUUCAUACUGGUAGUUGUUUGCGGGAAUCGAAUUAUGUAAACAAUAA